This is a messenger RNA of Chrysochloris asiatica (Cape golden mole), 1644 nucleotides long. It is a transcript of the gene MPND, whose product is annotated as MPN domain containing. Gene Ontology annotation, molecular function: metallopeptidase activity; polyubiquitin modification-dependent protein binding. Gene Ontology annotation, biological process: double-strand break repair. Lineage: Eukaryota; Metazoa; Chordata; Mammalia; Afrosoricida; Chrysochloridae. The record is from RefSeq and is a predicted model, not a curated record. The transcript is spliced from 12 exons. Gene Ontology annotation, cellular component: BRCA1-A complex; BRISC complex. Bases 1 to 1644 code for a protein of 547 amino acids.
AUGGCGUACGCAGCUUCGGACUGGCCCUACCCCAGGCUUUCAGCCCUGCCUCUACUCGGGGCCAUGGUCCCAGGAAUUAGCGUAGAGCUACAGGCACGGCCAUGGCAGGUACCGCGGGACUGGGGACGUGGGCCGGGCCCGGCUGGGCGGCGGGUGGAGCGGUCUGGGCAGGUACCGCGUGGCCCGGAGGCGUGGGCCAGUGAGGGCCGGGCAGGUACGGCGGGGUCGGACAUUGCCCGGCCCCGUUGCAGCCUGUCGCCGCUCCAAGCUCCAGAGCCGCUGUCCCCGGUGGAUGGCGCAGGCGAGGAGGCUCUGGAUGAGGACGAAGACGAGGUGGAGGCUGAGGAUCCUGAGCCGCCGGCAGGCGCAAGUGGAGGGCGCGGUGGCUGCGGGACCGUGUCUGGGACUGUGGCAAGCGGCGGCCCGGGGGGCGCGUUCACCCGGCGAGCGGUCACACUGCGGGUGCUGCUCAAAGACGCACUGCUGGAGCCCGGCGCUGGGGUGCUCUCCAUCUACUACCUGGGGAAGAAGUUCGUGGGGGACCUACAGCCAGAUGGGAGUAUCGUCUGGCAGGAGACGGGGCAGGUGUUCAACUCACCCAGUGCCUGGGCCACCCACUGCAAGAAGCUGGUGAACCCAGCCAAGAAGUCAGGCUGUGGCUGGGCCUCGGUCAAGUACAAGGGCCAGAAAUUGGACAAGUACAAAGCCGCUUGGCUCCGGCGGCACCAGCUCCAUGUGCCUGCAGCUGCCACCGAUGAGAGUCCAGCCAGCGAAGGGGAGGAGGAGGAACUGCUGAUGGAGGAUGAGGAAGAGGAGGUUCCGGCGGGGGUCUCAGUGGAAGACAAGAGCCGGAGACCCCCAGGGAAAGGCUCCUCGGAGACCACCCACCAGGAGACCACGUCCCCGGGGAAAUGCCUGGAAAACAAGAUCCGGGUACCUGUUCGCUAUUGCAUGCUGGGUAGUCGGGAUUCUGCAAGGAGCCCCCACACCCUGGUGGAAGUGACGUCUUUCGCAACCAUCAACAAGUUCCAGCCUUUCAACGUGGCCAUUUCCAGCAACGUGUUGUUCCUGCUGGACUUCCAUAGCCACUUGACUCGGAGUGAGGUUGUGGGCUACCUGGGAGGCCGUUGGGACAUCAACAGCCAGAUGCUCACUGUGCUGAGAGCCUUCCCUUGUCGGAGCCGACUCGGUGACCCGGACACGGCAGCCAUCAUUGAGGAAGAGGUCUACCAGAGUCUGUUCCUGCGAGGACUGUCCUUGGUGGGCUGGUACCACAGCCACCCUCACGGCCCAGCGCUGCCCUCGCUCCAGGACAUUGACACGCAGAUGGACUACCAGCUUCGCCUGCAGGGCUCCAGUAAUGGUUUUCAGCCCUGCCUGGCCCUGCUCUGCUCACCUUACUACUCCGGCAAUCCAGGCCCCGAGUCCAAGAUCUUGCCCUUCUGGGUGAUGCCACCCCCUGAGAUGCUGCUAGUGGAGUUCUACAAGGGUGCUCCUGACCUCAUCAGAUUUCAGGACCCCUGGAAUCAGGAGCACACCUACUUGGACAAGCUGAAGAUCUCCCUGGCCAGCCGGACACCCAAGGACCCAGGCCUGUGCCAUGUGCUGGAGCAGGUUUACAGUGUCCUCAAGCAGGGCAGCUGA